AUGUCUGCAACCCUAACCCUAACCAACCCUAACCCUAAUACCGGGUAUCUCUUCUACCCGAAGCAACCGACGGACAGAAGACAGACAGAAGACAGAAUACAUAAACCCCAAACCGUCAAGUUCUGGCUGGUCAUCGCCUGCAAUCUUCUUGCCCUCUUCGUUGUCGCCCUCGACCGCACCAUCAUCACCACCGCCAUCCCCCAGAUCUCCGACGAGUUCCAUGCCCUGCAAGACAUCGGCUGGUACGUCUCGGCGUACAUGUUGACCAGCGCCGUCGGGCAGUUGAUCUACGGCCGACUCUACAAGUUCUACAACAUGAAAUACACCUUCCUGGCCUCCAUUGUCGUCUUCGAGGCCGGUUCUGCUCUCUGCGGUGCAGCCCCCAACUCCGGCGCGUUCAUCGCCGGACGUGCCAUCGCCGGCUUUGCCGGCGCCGGCAUCUUCUCGGGCUGUAUGCUGGUCAUCAUUCCCAUGGUGCCGUUGCAUAUCCGGCCCAAAUUCCAGGGCAUGUUCGGCAUGAUCUUUGGGGUUGCUUCUGUCCUGGGGCCUUUGAUCGGUGGUGGAUUUACCCAGGGGGUUACAUGGAGAUGGUGCUUUUAUAUCAACCUCCCCAUCGGUGCCGUCUCGUGGGUCUUCAUGCUGCUGGUCUGGCAUCCCCCCGCCAGACCUCGCCCGGCUGUCUCUCCGUUCACCCAUUUCAAACGCCUCGAUCCGCUGGGAAUGCUGUUCUUCAUUCCCGCCAUGGCGUGUCUGAUCCUCGCGCUGCAGUGGGGAGGCACAACAUACGCCUGGAACAACGGGCGGGUCAUCGCCCUGCUGGUCGUCUUUGGCGUGCUUCUCAUCGCGUACGGCGCCGUCCAGGCAUACCUGCCGGACAGUGCGACGAUUCCUCCCAAGAUCGUCAUGCAGCGGAGUAUCUUCUGUGCCGCCUUGUACACCUUCUGCGUGUCGGGGGGGAUGAUUCUCAUGAUCUACUACAUCCCGGAAUGGUUUCAAACCGUCAAAGGCUUCAGCUCGACUCGCUCCGGAGUCGACAUGUUCCCCCUCAUGUUGAGCAUGAUCGUGUCGACCUUCUCCGGCGGCAUCACCACCCAGAUCCUAGGCUACUACGUGCCCGCCAUGCUGAUCUGUCCCACCAUCCUGGCCACCGGCCUGGGCCUCCUCUCCACCUUCAAUCUCAAUACAGGCAUGUCGCGCUGGGUCGGUUUCCAGUUCCUGUCGGGCUUCGGUCUGGGCUUCGGUCUGCAGAUCUCCGGCCUGGUCGUCCAGCGCAUCUUGCCUGCUGACGAUAUCCCCCUCGGCAUCGCCCUCUUGUUCUUCCUGCAGCAGCUCGGGGGUUCCGUCUUCAGUGCCGUCGGUGAGAACAUGCUGGAAAACAUGCUUGUCUCGCGCCUACAGGGCAUCGUGCCCGGUCUGGACGCCAGCACCAUCUCCAGCAGUGGAACAACCGGCUUGAUCGAUCUGGUGCCAGACGCUGACAAGGUCGCCGUGCGCUCUGCGUACAACUAUGCCAUUACCCGCAUCUUCCUGGCUGCCAUGGGCGUCUCGCUGGGUGGGUUGGUGAGUGCGUUGGGCAUGGAAUGGCGCACCAUCAAGAAAGAGGACAAACCGGAGACUCAGGAUGUAGAGGCUCAGGAGAAGGAGGGUGAGCAAGCAGCACCAGAAGAUGGAGAGAAAGAGUGA
Molecule: messenger RNA, 1683 nt
Organism: Penicilliopsis zonata CBS 506.65
Lineage: Eukaryota; Fungi; Ascomycota; Eurotiomycetes; Eurotiales; Aspergillaceae
Exons: 4
Coding region: 1-1683 (560 amino acids)
Biological process (GO): transmembrane transport
Molecular function (GO): transmembrane transporter activity
Source: RefSeq, a predicted model, not a curated record